This is a messenger RNA of Alosa alosa (allis shad), 865 nucleotides long. RefSeq names its product S100P-binding protein-like. The coding region runs from base 108 to 734 and encodes 208 amino acids. The record is from RefSeq and is a predicted model, not a curated record. The transcript is spliced from 6 exons. Lineage: Eukaryota; Metazoa; Chordata; Actinopteri; Clupeiformes; Clupeidae. Gene Ontology annotation, molecular function: calcium-dependent protein binding.
CCAAAAAAAAAAAAAAAAACGACUGGACUGAACGAAAAGUUUGCAGUAGUAUAGUAGCAGCUAAGUACUCUUACAACCUAUUUGGAAAAGGUGGCAUCUCACUUGACAUGAUGAGCAGCAAAGGUGGUGAUCCUGUUGUAGAAAUUGGGCACCUCAGCCCCAUCCGUUACCCAGAUGAGGGCUAUAAAUCCUUCACACAUGAUUUCUCCCAAACCCCAAUAAUGUCCACCCCCCUCAAGGGCCAGAGGCAGUCGACGUCUGAUCUGUCAGUCGCUCUGGACGACUCUGGCCUCAGCAGGGGUGAUGGCCUGUGGGAGAGCACCCUGCUGGAAGUGCAGGUAAAAUCCAAGGUGGUGCUGCCAGGGUCUGGAGGUGUGAAGGCUCCAUCUCCAGCUGCGCCAGUGGCUUCCCACACCUUCAAAGCAGGUCGUCGAGUGACCCCACCGUCAAACAAGAGGCCACGGGUGUUUGACCGGCCGGAGGAGUGGCAGCAUCAGAAAGAUGUAUAUGUUGAGUCGGUCAGCCGGCAUAUGAGGGAGAACCCUAAAGGAGGUGCCUUCAAUGAGCUCCUGGAUCUCAUGAACACGGUAGCAAAUGAACAGCACCCAUGGCAGCACCCAUCAGACCUUACCACCCGGAACUAUCAACCCGGAAAUGUGGGCAAGAGUCUGUUUACAUUGGAUGAAUGGACCCACAAAAACGGAGGGUCGUAUAAGCGCUUUGCGCGGUCGUGAAUUUUGUAUAUAUUGUACAUAUAUUUGUAUAUAUUGUUCUAUUUGUUCUAUUUUUUGUGUGGUUUUUGUGAUGUUUCAGACAUGUAAACACUUGUGUGUUGUGUUUUUCUUACUGUUUUAAUAAGAAUAAU